AUGGGGACUGGAUAUUCAACGUUACCCACCAAUGACGACAACGACAUGUUCGUUGCGGCAGCUUGUCGAGACUUGGGGUAAGUUUACCAUCAAAACAAACAUAUCCCAGAGAUUACCUAAGGAUGAAAAACACGUACUGCUUUCAGCACCAAACAUUGUACAACCCAAAUAUUCCGAAAGGAACCCCAAAUCAGGCCAACGUUACAUCGAGAUUCAAUAAAUACUUUGGCCACGGUGAGGCCUGGGAUUGUGAUCAGUGGGAGUUCGGACAAGGUAAGAUGAUGUCAGAGAUUAUGGUGUUUUUAGAACGUCAUUGUUCAUAAUAUGGAUACCGGUGAGUGUGUGAACAAAUGGAGCGGGCACAAAAAGGAGGUCACUAAGGUCAGUAUUUUAUCAUGAGAGUUUUAGAAAAAUUUUGACGAUAGAGUGCGUAAUGAGGGAAUCGGAUUAGAAAUAAAAAAGUUUUUUUUGGCCGUGAUUUUCUAAUAUUGCACGGGAAAGUUUAACUUCUUGCGAAAACAUUACUUUUAAAAAUAGAUGUAAUAUUUGUAAUCCUAACGAGGGAUGUGCAAAACCGCGCACCCUGGUUUUUUCUUGAGACAUACACCAUUUGAAAGAGCGUAAAAAACUGGUCUAGGAUCACAUUUUAUUGGCUCCUAUUUUUGCUCUACGCCUUAGCUAGAGAGCACUCUUUAGUUCUAGGCUUAUCUCACCCUUUUUCCGAGGAAACAAAUCUGAACGGUUUCCAAAGCACAGCGCAGCAGUGCUUCGGUGUCCUAGUGGGGUAAGGCGCUGAACGAGGCGAACCUGCGGACCGGGUUCGAAACCUCUUUAGACUUUUUUUUCUUUUUUCAAUAUUACAAACCAACUAAGGUCUGGAAGUGGUGUUUGAGUUUCGAGGAUAUUUGUGGUAUAAUGAGAGCUGUUUUUUAAAAAAAAACGGAGAUUUUUUUAUUCUUUCGAAUUUGUAGUCCUUGCCCUUGAAGUGGCAACUAGUGGGUAUCUUCUAUGGCUGAAACUUUCCACGACUUCCAGAUUUUUAAGAGUAAAGCCGGGUAACCGAAAGUACGUGAAAAUUGAGUCUGAAAACGGUUUACAUGUUUUCUACCCGCUAUGUUGCAUUGGGUUACACGACCUAAAAGAUCGCGUGAUCACACGUUGUGAGCAUCGACUUGGGUAUCUCAAGGUCGGAAAAAAGUAUUUAUUUUUUGGCAUAGGGUGAAGCGUUGGACGUCAUAGGUACUAUGAGACAUAUGAAAAUAAAUCCUUCAAUCUCUUUAGCCCCUCAGCAGCAAAGAGUCGUGAAAUCCAACUAGGAUUUUUUUAAAAAUGCUCGCUAGCUAGGGCGUAAAGCAAAAAUAGCAGCUAAUAAAAGGUGAUCCUAGACCAGUUUUUUACGCUCUUUCAAAUGGUAUAUGUUUCAAGAAAAAACCAGGAUGCGCGCUUUUGCCGAUCCCUUGUAAGUUUUUCAUGCCGAAACUGCAUGAUGAUUUUGAAGGCAAAUUUAAAAUAUCUGCGUUAAAUUUAUGGCAAAUUUCACUAAAAUCUAGGCCCUGCAUUUUGAGCACUUCUCAUCAACCAUCCAAAAGUGAUUACUGAAUAUCUCAAUUGUGAAACCAACAAAAUAAAAUUUUCAGGAAAUAUUGCAUUUUUAUGAAAAUUUAUAAUAUUUAACCUGCCUUAAAAUUUAAUCUUCAAAAUUUAAAUUUUAAACUUUCAGGUAGUCUACAAGCAUGUUGGUGGCAAACACUACGUUCUUUCGGGUUCUCGUGAUACAAAUAUCAAACUAUGGCGCUUUAAUAAUCCCAUGGCCAUCCAAACAUAUCAAGCCCAUGACAUGACAGUCAGCGGUUUGGCCAUUCUUGAUGGUAGGCCGUUCCAAUCGAUACAAUAACUUCCAAUUUUAGAGAGUAAAUUUGUCUCCGGUGCCAGAGAUUCGUCGAUUCGAUUGUGGGAUUUCGAGACUGCAACGCCUAUUCGGACGCUCAAAAUAAAUCGGAACAUGGUCACACAUAUCGACAAGGUCCCUCAGGAGAAUAUAUUCGUCCAGACGUCGGAGGAUCGGACACUCAGAGUGUGGGAUUCGAGGACAAUGAGUGUGGUCUACGAGAGUCCAACCAGGAAUCAGAUUUUGACGCAUUGCGACUGCUCGAGCGAUGGAAAUUACUGUUUAACGGCGAGUGGAGGCUCGGCGAAUGAGGGGUGUGAGGUUACGGUAAGUAAAGGUCGACCUUACAAUUUGUUAGUCCCUGCAUUUCAUUAAAAUACAACAGUCCUCGUUUAGUACUGGGACCUCCGAAAGCACGAAGUGAUAAAGGAGUUGCGAGGUCAUGAAGAUAACGUAAAAUCAGCCAUUUUUCUGCCGCAGCAAGUCACGUGGAAGAAGCUGGUGCUCAGCGCCUCCAGCGAUCACACGGUACGGGUUUGGAAUCUGGAGGAAGGAAGUAGGUUCGGUUUAAAGAAGGCUUACCUUUUCAGAUUGCUUGUGGAAAGAGACGUUGCCCACGAAUGCGGAGUUACAUGCUUGCGUCGGAUUUGCGGAUGGAAAGUAAGUAAAAUCAAAGAAAUUGGGUUUGCAAAGAACUGUUUAUACCACUGUUUUGUUUACAAUCGAUUGAAAGCUUGCACGUAUUUUACAAUUUACAGUAUAGGUGCUCAAAGUAACGGCCUCAGAGAUUUAUAAAACUUAACACAGCUUUCAACAACCCUAAUUUUAAGGCAGAUGCAAGAUUUUUAGUUUUUACUUUGCAAAAAUAACCUAGAUUUUUGGUUGGAAGUUUGCGAUCGUUUAUUAUUUUUGCAUACGCAGUCAGACCUUGCAACCUACCACUCCUUUACACCUUGUUUUCAUCUAGCCAGGUUACAGAGUCGUCUAGAUAUGAUGUGGGCUUACUGUAGAGGGUUCCUGCCAUUUUAAAACAGAGUGUAGCAUGAUAACUCUUCAAUUUUUGCAAUUUCAGUGUCGUUGUCGCGGGCGAUCAAGCCCUCUUGUGUGGAAUGCGGCUCUAUGGCAAAGCCGGCCGGCCUUUUCUCUUCGUCAACUCCAUUCAAUCCAAUUUCCAUCAGCCAACGAUGAUGCCGUCGGCGACCAGUAGUUACAGUAUACCUUAG
Messenger RNA from Bursaphelenchus xylophilus (pine wood nematode), 3111 nucleotides. NCBI's taxonomy places the organism in Eukaryota, Metazoa, Nematoda, Chromadorea, Rhabditida, Aphelenchoididae. The record is from the annotation of a GenBank genome assembly.